Gavia stellata (red-throated loon) is the source of this 3816-nucleotide messenger RNA. RefSeq names its product mitogen-activated protein kinase kinase kinase 6 (gene MAP3K6). The record is from RefSeq and is a predicted model, not a curated record. Gene Ontology annotation, biological process: cellular response to stress; MAPK cascade; protein phosphorylation. NCBI's taxonomy places the organism in Eukaryota, Metazoa, Chordata, Aves, Gaviiformes, Gaviidae. The transcript is spliced from 28 exons. Gene Ontology annotation, molecular function: ATP binding; MAP kinase kinase kinase activity. The coding region runs from base 1 to 3816 and encodes 1271 amino acids.
AUGGAGAUGCCGGAGCCCCCCCCUGUCACCGGGAGCUGCUGGCAGGACCCGCUGGCAGUGGCGGGCACGACGGGCCGGCCGGUGUGCCGGACACGUGGAUGGUCGGGUGGGCGGCGGGCGCUGAGCGUCGUCUGCGUGCUGGGCCGGGAGCCAUCCGCCUGCCCCGCGCUGCGCAGCCUGCGCGACGCCUGCCGUCACCUGCGGGCACGCCUGCACACCCUGCCCUUCGGCACCCUGGCGCUGGGCGACACCGCCACCCUCGACCGCUUCUACAACGCAGACGUGGCCGUGGUGGAGCUGAGCGACUCCGUCUGCCAGCCCUCCCUCUUCUACCACCUGGGUGUCCGCGAGAGCUUCAACAUGUCCCACAACGUCCUGCUGUGCUGCCAGGCCGACCUGCCCCCCCUCCAGGCCCUGCAGGAGGACAUCUGCCAGAAGAACUCGGACCUCUGCGGCAGCUACACCUUCAUCCCCUAUGCGGUGACCCCCCAGAACAAGGUCAUCUGCUGCGACGCUGGGGCCGUGAAGUGCCUGACGGAGUUUUUCCAGCCCAGCUUUGAGACAGAGACCUUCUUCACCCCGCUGACAGCCCGGCUCAUCCAACUGCUGGAGGGCAUCCCCACCGACUCCUGCGGGUAUUUUCGGGAGAUGAUCCGGCGGGAUAUCCGAAGGGCACGGGAGAUGUACCGAGGGGAGCAGCUGAGCCGGGAACUGGCCCGCAUCCAGCAGCGCCUGGACAGCAUGGAGCUGCUCAGCCUGGACAUCGUGGUGAACCUCCUCCUCUCCUACCGCGACGUGCAGGAUUACGAUGCCAUCAUCUCGCUGGUGGAGACCCUCCAGGCGCUGCCGACCUGUGCCGUGGCCGAGCAGCACAACGUCCGCUUCCACUACGCCUUCGCCCUCAGCCGGCGUAACCGUGCCGGGGACCGGGAGAAGGCCCUGUCGGUGCUGCUGCCCGUGGUGGAGCGCGGGGAGAGGGCUGCACCCGACCUCCUCUGCUUGUGCGGCCGCAUCUACAAGGACAUGUUCAUCGGCUCCGGUCUCACCGACACCGAGACGAGGGACCGGGCUUUCUACUGGUACAGCAAAGCCUUCGAGGUGGAGCCGAGCCUCCAUGCGGGCAUCAACGCCGCCGUCCUCCUCGUGGCCGCCGGCCACCGGUUCGAAACCUCCGUGCAGCUGCGGCAAAUCGGGGUGAAGCUGAGCUGCCUGCAGGGUCGCAAGGGCAGCCCUGGGGAGCUGCGCUACUACUGGGAUGUGGGAUUUUGCCUCGGAGCCGGCAUCUUGGCCAAUGACCUCAGCAAAGUCAUCCAAGCCUCUGAGAAGCUCUACAAGCUCAACGCACCGGGCUGGUACCUGGUCUCGGUCAUGGACACCUUCCUGCUCUACAAACACUUCCAGAGGAGCCCGCAGGUCCCCUCCGCUCGGCAGGAGCUGGCUGAUUUCUGGCUGGGCUUCCUCCUCCAGGCGUGCCAGCCCUUCGUCGCCGCACCGCGCUGCCCGGUCCUGGUCCUGGAGCUCAGCAAGGUCCUGCGGCCGGCUUGGUUGGCACUGCAGGAUGGCACGGAGGAGCCCACCCUGACACUCGCCCUCGUCCGCCCCAUGGAGGAGAAAGCGGCAUCGAGCUGGACCUUCGUGGCCACAGCCAUCCGGGGCGUCAGCAUCUGCAAGUACGAUGAACGGGGCUGCUUCCUCUACGUGAUGCACGCGGAGGAGGAUUUCCAACUCUAUUUCCCCUCCCAGCAGCACUGCCGGUGGUUCUGCGACCAGAUCCAGUCCCUCCUGGCCGAGCAGGCGGGAGGCGGCGAGGAGGUGCCCAGCCCCACGCAGCCCAUCCUGGAGUAUAGCUACGAGUACUCGGAGGCGGGCGAGCGGGUGGUCCUGGGCAGGGGGACGUACGGGGUCGUCUACGCUGGGCGCUGCCUCAGCAACCAAGUGCGCAUCGCUAUCAAGGAGAUCCCGGAGCGGGACAGCCGGUACUCGCAGCCCUUGCACGAGGAGAUCGCCUUGCACAAGCACCUGCGGCACAGGAACAUCGUGCAGUACCUGGGCUCCAUCAGCCAGGAUGGCUUCAUCAAGAUCUUCAUGGAGGAGGUGCCGGGAGGGAGCCUCUCGUCCCUGCUGCGCUCCAAGUGGGGACCCCUGAAGGACAACGAACCCACCAUCGUCUUCUACACCCGCCAGAUCCUCGACGGGCUCAGCUACCUCCAUGAUAACCACAUUGUGCACCGCGACAUCAAGGGAGACAACGUCCUCAUCAACACGUACAGCGGGGUGCUGAAGAUCUCCGACUUCGGUACUUCCAAGCGGCUGGCGGGCAUCAGCCCCAGCGCCGAGACCUUCACGGGCACCCUGCAGUACAUGGCACCAGAAAUCAUCAACCAGGGGCCAUGGGGUUAUGGGAAGCCAGCGGAUAUCUGGUCCUUGGGCUGCACCGUCAUCGAGAUGGCCACGGGCAAGCCCCCCUUCGACGAGCUGGGCAGCCCCCAGGCUGCGAUGUUCAAGCCCCCACGAGUGCCUCCCCUCCAGGUGGGCAUGUUCAAGAUGCACCCAGAGGUGCCCGAGUCCAUGUCGGACAAAGCCAAGACGUUCAUCCUGCGCUGCUUCCAGGCCGACCCGGCCGAGCGGGCGACGGCCGCCGCGCUGCUGCAGGACCCCUUCCUCGCCGAUGCCAGGAGGGCCCGGAGCCGGGCCAUGCCCCCGGUGAAGGGUGAUUCCCCCGACUUUGGGCAGCAGGAUGGGGAUGUGGAGAGCAGCGAUGGGAGCAGGGGGUGUUCCUCAGCCAGGCAGGACACCCCAGUGAGGGGCACAGCAGGCAGCCCCCUGCUCCCGUGCCACCCUGGCGAGGCAGCCUCAAGCCACAGCUACUUGGGUACUGCCCAGGGCUCGGCCGACUCCGACCGCAGCCUGCGCUCGUCCUCCCCCGAGGAGAGUGGGGACGGGUUCCUCCUGCGGAAGGACAGCAAGCGCCGAGCCACGCUGCACCACGUCCUCACCGCCGAGGCGCCGAGCAUCAUCGCCACCUUGGAGGAGAGCCAGAGCACGGCGGGCGCGAGGUUGGGCUCGGAGCAUCUCGCUCAGCUGCUGAGCUGCCUGCGGAGCUACAUCCAGUGCCCCAGCCAGCACCAGCUGCGCCAGGACCUCCUGGCACUGCACACCCGGCUGCGGGCGGAGGGGCUGAGCCUCCCCCACCUCCAGGCUCCUCUCUUCGGCUUCCAGGCAGCGGUGAGACGGGUGCUGCGCCGGCAUCACAUCAAACCCCACUGGAUGUUUGCGCUGGAUGACGCCGUGAGCCAGGCGGUGCAGGCAGCUUUUGCCGUGCUGGUGAAAGGUGGCACCCAGGCGGAUCCCCUGCCCUCCCUGCAGGCAUCCUCGGUGCUGGUGGCACAGCUCUGCCACCUCCGCACGGAGACGGGCAGGCUGCUCCAGGAGCUGGCCGAGAAGGAGCAGGAGUGGCAGCGGCUGAUGCAGCGGAUGCUUCGCUCCGGGGACGAUGACACCAUGGUCUCCAGCCAGCCCGAGCAUGGGGAGGCCCCCCCAGGGUGCUUUGUCCCGGGGCAGGAUCACUCGUCCCCGAGGCCCCGGCCCCUCCAGGGACAGGCUGACCCCCUCCUCCUCGAGUGGCUGCAGCAGCACGGCACGGACCCGGCUACCACGGCCACGCUCCUCUCCCACGGCUUCACCCUGCGGGACCUGCUGGGCUGUGCCACCCGCGACGACCUCUUCUACAUGGGCAUCAGACGGGGGCCUGCGUACCGCCUCUGGGCAACCAUCCUGGAGCACCGGCGGACCCUCGCCCAGCGGGAAGGGGAAUGA